AUGGUCAAUAUUAUCUCUGCUGCUGAAGGCGCAUUCAACACUCUUACAUCUGGUGCCGUUGGCGCAUUCAACACUGCCACCUCUGGUGCUGCUGGCGCAUUCAAGACCGUCACUUCUGAUGGCGACAAGAUUUUCCAAACCGUUACUUCGGGCGGCGCUGGUGCUUUGCAUACCGCUAUUUCCGGUGCUGAAAGUGUCGGUGCCCGUGUGACUUCUGCUGUGGGCCACGCUGGUGACGACUCCAAGUCCGGAACUGAGACCGCUAGCACUGCUGCUGCGGGCUCUGCCGCGUCUGGUGCUGCUUCUGGUGCCCAAUCCGCCGCUUCUGGUGCCGCAUCUGGCGCUGCUUCUGCUGCCUCCGGUGCCGCUUCUGGCGCAGAGUCUGCUGCCUCUGGUGCUGCUUCAGGCGCUGCUUCAGGCGCUGAAUCCGCCACUUCUGCUGCUGCCUCGGCUGCGGGUUCUGCUGCAGGCUCUGCUUCUGCUGAAGCUUCUGGCUCUGGAAGCUCUGCUUCUGCCUCGGGCGGAUCGCAAAGUUCGAGCUCCUCCAAGUCUUCGAGCCUGAGCUCGUCUGAGGCUGCCGCUGCCUUUGGCACUAACUCCUGGAAAAAGAGUGCUGCUGUUGCUGCACUCGUGGGUUUGUCUUUCGUGAUGAACGUUUUGUAA
Messenger RNA from Clavispora lusitaniae ATCC 42720, 663 nucleotides. RefSeq lists its product as uncharacterized. Lineage: Eukaryota; Fungi; Ascomycota; Pichiomycetes; Serinales; Metschnikowiaceae. The record is from RefSeq and is a predicted model, not a curated record.